AUGCAGGAUUCCUGGUUGAGCCUCAAAGCAGAUGAUAUCCAGGGCUUUACAGACAGAAACAACAUGAAGAAUUUCUAUGGCAGCUUAAAGGAUGUCUACGGCCCUACUGCCUCAAGAUCACUGUCUCCCAUUCUCAGUGCUGAUGGGACAACACUUACCACCAAGGAGAAGGUUUUGGGGAGAUGGGCGGAACACUUUGAUAGCAUCUUGAACAGAUCUUCCACCAUCAACGAUGAAGCCAUUGACGGGCUACCUCAAUGGCAAUCACCUGGUUUGGACUCGAUUCCAGCUGAAGUCUACAAGGCGGGUGAUGUGGCCUUGACUGAGAAACUUUUUGGUGGUUAUACUAGUAUGUUGAUGUUAGAGAUUCAUCCUAAGGGAGUUAACAGUGUCAGUCAUACCAGAGUAAAGCUAAUUAACAACGAAUACCACAACAUAGUGAUCGCAAUUGAAGAGACCGUUCCCGAAGACUUGGACCUACUGGACAGGAUUCAAGAAGUUUUCACCGGCGCUUCAGCAUUUCUUUGCGAGAUAACCAGAUAUCGUGCAUAUUUCAAGAGUAUAAGUAUCCUCGUUCCGCGGUCCUGGACUGAUAACGCCGAGUAUGAAACGCAGGAAUUCGAGACAUAUGGCACUAGUGAUAUCCGAAUUGAUGGCGGUAUUCACCAUGGACCUUACGUAAUGAAACCUACACCGUGUGGAGAAGUUGGCGAUUAUAUGCAUCUCACAACAAAAUAUCUCAAGGAUCCAAUUAUUGCUGCCAUCUAUGGUUCUUACGAACACGCAAUAGUACACGAAUGGGGUCAUUUACGAUAUGGUGUAUAUGAUGAAUACCCUGGCGGCAAUACUGGCGCUCCUUAUUUCUAUUCAACUGGUAACGGUGGCAUAGAAGCCACUAGGUGUUCUACUGCAGUCACAGGCGUAAUGAAGAAUCGGUUUACUAGAGCAGACUGUGCAUACAUUAAUAAUUAUCCUGAAGAUGAUUGUUAUUUUUACGAUUCAAAUGUUUCAACAGCAUUUUCAGGUUCGCUUAUGUACCGACAAUACCUACCACAAAUUAUCCAUUUUUGUGACAACAAAACCUUUGCUGAUACGGCUGGAAGUAUUCAUAAUGUUGAGUCCCCGAGUAAACAAAAUAAACUCUGUGAUGAGAAGAGCGUGUGGGAGAUAAUGCGAGAACACGUAGACUUUGCUGACGGCGCUAACCCACCAAGAGCUGGAUGUGAUGUGACUGUCCCUGAGUUCCGUUUUGUUAAACAGCGGGGCAGCAGAAUUGCAAUGGUACUGGAUGUCUCAGGAAGUAUGGCUGGCGAACGAAUCAUAAAGUUGGGACAAGUCGUUAACAUCUACAUUACAGAUUGGGUAAGCAACGGCGAUGAACUCGGAAUGGUUGAAUUUAGCGAUUCUGCUACUACUUUAUCACAAUUAGUAACUAUUGAUGCGAGCACACGAGCACAGUUAUCGGCGUUAAUACCGACAACCACGGAUGGUUCAACAAGCAUUGGUGCAGGGCUGUUAAAGGGGAUUGAGGUUUUGCAAGACGGUGACAUCAGCAGACUUGGUGGUUGCUUGUUAGUUGUGAGUGACGGCGAAGAAAAUACAUCUCCAUAUAUUUCCGAAGUCAUACCUACUCUCAUUGCGAAAGGUAUAUGUGUUGACGUAAUUGCAUUUAGUGAACAAGCAUCCCUUAACCUGGAACUGUUACCAACAUCCACAGGAGGAAGGGCUUUCUUUUAUUCUGAGAGUGCCACGUCUAAUGCUUUAAAUGAAGCUUUUGCCGCCAUUGCCACGAGAGGGCAAAGUGUAUUGCAGCAAUCGAUACCCCUCUACAGUAAUACUAUUGCUAUUGAUGGUGGUACUACUUUUGUUUUCUCAUUCGUUAUUGAUGCAUCAAUUGGCAUAAAUACGGAGCUCGUCUUUAAUUACCUUCAAUUGACCGAUAUUGAUGUGACGUUACAAGCCCCCAAUGGGAGCACCGUUGAUAACAAUUCGCCAUUUUAUGAUUUGGACAGUACUUUUAAAGUUUUACGGAUUAAAGUACCGGGAAUUGCCGAGGUGGGUACGUGGAAUGUCUCCAUAAAAAAUCCAUCCAUGUCGACAGAACACGUGGGUGUGACAGUCCAAUCAAAGAGCAGCGUGCCAGGUGAAUAUCCUAUAACAGUGACGUCAGAAUGGAGUACCAAUACCGUCACACCUCCAGAGAAAUUAAUAUUGUAUGUAACUGUGUCUAAAGGUAUCACACCAGUUUUGAAUGCUCAUGUCGUAGCCACGGUAGAACGACCAAGCGGUGAUUCGGUCCAAUUGAUUAUGGCUGACAGCGGUGGCGGCGCCGAUAUCACGAAAGAUGACGGCGUCUACUCAUCGUAUUUCACUGCUUUUGCGGGGGUCGAAAGAUACAGUGUCAAGGUUGAAGUAACGAAUACAGGAGACGAUACUGUAAUUAGUCCCAGUAGAGUGGUAGGUUUUGGCUCUAUAACAAAUCCUGACCUGCCGAGUACUGGACAACAACCUGAAGAUGAAUCGACCGGAACAUUUCAGAGAAUUGCCAAUGGGGGCAGUGUUACAUGCGAUGGGAGUUCCGCAUGCAGUGGGUUAAAUGAUCUGUACCCUCCUGCAAAAAUCGUUGAUCUACAAGUGACUAAAAUAUCCUACGAUGAUAGAAACAUAACGCUUCAAUUCACCGCACCGGGGGAUGAUCUGGAUUUUGGAAAUGCGACAUCUUACGAGAUAUGGAUGGAUACUGAUUUUAGUGCCAUGUUUUCUAAUUAUGAAAAUACCACGAAUACUACACAGGAUCUUUUUGUAGAGGGCGUCUUGUCGUCACCGAAAUCACCAGGACAAACUGAAGUCUUUAACAUUGUUGUACCCACUCAGGGUGACAUUACUUACGUGUUCUGUGUGGUUGCUAUUGACGACGGCGGUAACAAAUCUCCCAGAUCCAACAUUGUCUCCGCUUCUAUGAAAUACUUUCCACAACGAUCUAGCAAUCUAUUGUUUAUCCUCGCAACAAUUGCGAGUGUACUCGUUGUCGUGAUUGUCGUCACGGUGGCCAUAUAUGUGAUACGAAGAUGUGUGCAAGGCGGUUGAACUGUGUUGCAGCUUACAUAGC
Molecule: messenger RNA, 3109 nt
Organism: Saccoglossus kowalevskii
Lineage: Eukaryota; Metazoa; Hemichordata; Enteropneusta; Harrimaniidae
Product: calcium-activated chloride channel regulator 1-like
Source: RefSeq, a predicted model, not a curated record